Messenger RNA from Petromyzon marinus (sea lamprey), 9166 nucleotides. Its product is annotated as phosphatidylinositol-3,5-bisphosphate 3-phosphatase MTMR3-like. The record is from RefSeq and is a predicted model, not a curated record. Gene Ontology annotation, molecular function: protein phosphatase binding; phosphatidylinositol-3-phosphate phosphatase activity; phosphatidylinositol-3,5-bisphosphate 3-phosphatase activity. Gene Ontology annotation, biological process: phosphatidylinositol dephosphorylation; regulation of autophagy. Gene Ontology annotation, cellular component: cytoplasm; membrane. Lineage: Eukaryota; Metazoa; Chordata; Hyperoartia; Petromyzontiformes; Petromyzontidae.
GAUUGGUGCCCCAGUCGUGGAGUUCAGUUACACCCCUGGAAAAAAUAGUGUCCCAGAAAAAAUAUAUUUAAUUGCCUCGUCCAUUUUGUACUACUUGGUACCUCGGGGUACAGCCAUAAGGGAUGAUUUGUCUUGCGUCUUAUGUUAGUUACGUGUAGUGGCAUUGGUCCAUUCAAAUUAUUCAAGAAUGGCAUCUGUGCAGAGUUUAGCAUUCCUUUCGUUAUUUGCCACAUGUUCUUAAGCUGACUCAAUCGAGGUCCAUUACAAUGUAUUUAACACUGGAUUCUUUAACUCGUUUUUGAAUAUUAUUUUUACGAGAUUUUGAAUAAUAGUGGACGUAUGUAUAUGGUUUUAAUAAAAAAAAUAUAUAGAAAAAACACUGCACUGUUGUAGAAAACAUUUCAGCAUACUGUGUAGUAAAUGUGUUUUAUGUUUGAGAAAUACCUUCAGUUUUGGAUCAAACAAAAUCCAUGUUGAUUGACAUAUUCUGAUGUGCUGUUAAAAUAAAUUACGAGUUUACAGGUUAAAGAUGGGGUGUUCUUAUCUUAAAGUAUAUCUUCAACUAGAUUUUUUUUGUGUGCUGCUAAUUUUUACAUUACUUCAGCCUUGCAAACUCCAGACUCAAUAGUAUUCUGUCGUUGUAUACCUCUGAGACAACUCAUGGAGAGCUUUGAUUUACCCGCCGUGAUGUUAGCGGUAACAAAAACAUAUUUCUAGUGGUCUUCCAAUUUACGCUACAUGCCAUUUCUUAGUUGUCUGAAUAACAACUUUAUUAAAUCAGUUUUCUUUCCCCUCUCCGUGCCUUCAUAAUGAGUAAUAGAUUCAAUAGCCUCAUCUCCUUUCGCAAAUGCAGUGUUGGCUGCGUUUGUUUUGUUUUUAGAAGUCACGUAUUGACGCAGACAAAGCUUAGGCUGGAGGCACUGUACUGUACGCUACUACGUACGGCACAUUACGCGGUACUGACAUUCUUUUUUCGGUUACGUUCUGCGCACUUCAAGAUGCUUUUACAGGGUUUUCAACAAUUCCAAACCCCACAGAGAUGUUGCACUUGAGAUGCGUACACGUCGUUGUUGCGAACCAAACAGAGUUUGUUGUUUUUACGUAGGUUAAGUUGAAAGAGUGCAGAAAUGUUCAAGAACCAAACAAUUGAUGGCAUUCGAGCCCUGUGUUUAAGAUAGGGUGGGGGGGGGUGAUGGCAUCCUUCCUCAUUUAUAUUGCAGUGGUGUUCCCGUGAUUAAUACAGUUUUGUCUGAAAGCCCCGCAAGAGUCUUCCGCAUUCUAGGCACUUUGCCACUUCCGUUGUUGUUGUGCAGAUUGCUUUGGGAGGCCGCUUGCAGCCAGCCUCCCCUCCCCAUUAGGUUGCUUCGGCGAGUUAUUAUAAAUGUGGAAAUGUGUUUGCGUCAGGGACGGACAGGGGAAGCUCCCUAGCAUGAAUUGGCAACUCUGCUCUUCUUGUACGACGUGUACUUAAAAUUUGGAAAUCUGGAGAUACACCCAAGAUCUCAAGACGAGCCCAGUGACGACCCCUCUUGAACAGACAACAUUUAUGCAGACAAUGUCGCAAGAAGAGAACAAAAUGGAUGGCGUGGACAGCACAGCUCCCAAGGAAAGUCCGGUUGAGCAAGUUGCUGGUGGGGAGGAGGAGUGCUUGAAGGUCCGCUUUGCGGUGCUGAGUGGAGAACAUGUGCAGCAUGUGCAGCGGACGGCCGAUUCAGUGCUGACGCUCACAAAUUACCGUCUCCACAUCGUGCGUGGCCGUCACGCCACCAGCAUUCCAUUGCGAUUAAUUGACAGUGUGGAGAGCCGAGACAUGUUUCAGUUGCAGAUCACCUGCAAGGAUGGCCGUGUUUACAUGUGCAGCCUGCAGACAUUUGAGGAGUGUCAGAGUUUGUGCAAGCGGCUAUCCAAUAUGGCACUGCUGCCACCUGGCUUAGAUGGCCUCUUUGCAUUUGCUCACCACGCCACGUGUCAGGACGGGGGUUCAGGUGAUGGGCAGGCCACGCUGUGUCAGCCCGGCGAACACAUUGUGGAAAGGUUUCAGAAUGAGGUGGAGCGAAUGGGCUACGACCUUGAAAAUGCUUGGAGGACAAGUGAGGUGAAUGCCAGCUACCGUCUGUGCGCUAGCUACCCCCAGCAGCUGCUCGUGCCUGCUUGGAUCACUGACAAGGAGCUGGAGAGAGUGGCCUCCUUCCGCUCGGGCAAGCGAAUCCCUGUCGUCGUGUACCGGCAUCAGCACAAUGGGGCUGUGAUAGCACGCAGUAGCCAGCCAGAGGUGAGCUGGUGGGGCUGGCGGAGCCCAGAGGAUGAACACCUCAUCCAGUCAAUGGCACGCGCAUGCGCCCUUAAUAAAUGGGAGCCAGGGGGCGGUGGCACUGGCAGCAAUGGCUAUGGCGCUGAAUUCAGCUCUCUUCAGAGUGAAUAUGAAACAUCCCAGGUGCCUGCCGCCCAGUCGCUGCUCAUCAUGGAUGCCCGCUCCUAUCCAGCCGCCGUGGCCAACAGAGCCAAGGGGGGUGGCUGCGAGUGCCCAGAGUACUACCCAAACUGCGAAAUUACUUUUAUGUCCAUGGCGAACAUCCACUACAUUCGCAAGAGCUUUCAGAGCCUACGCACCCUCUGUUCCCAACCGCCAGAUCCCAACAGCUGGCUGUCGGCUCUGGAGAGCACACGCUGGCUUCAGCACCUGUCCCUGCUGCUCAAGGCUGGCUGUGCUGUAGCGGGUGCGGUGGCCGGGGAGGGACGUCCCGUGCUUGUUCACUGCUCCGACGGCUGGGACCGUACCCCGCAGAUUGUGGCACUGGCCAAGUUACUUCUUGAUCCCUACUACCGUACUAUCCAGGGGUUUCAAGUUCUGGUGGAGAUGGAGUGGUUGGACUUCGGGCACAAGUUUGCGGACCGAUGCGGGCACGGAGAUGGCUCCGAGGAUGCCAGUGAGCGCUGCCCCGUCUUCUUGCAGUGGCUCGACUGCGUUCACCAGCUGCAGCGCCAGUUCCCAUGCUCCUUUGAGUUUAACGAAGCUUUCCUUGUGAAGCUGGUGCAGCACACGUAUUCGUGCCUCUAUGGCACGUUUAUGUGUAACAGCACACGCGAGCGAGCAGAGCGCGGCACAGCCAACCGCUGCUGCUCCGUGUGGUUGCUCCUGCGGCCUGCUAACAAGGCAUUCACGAACUUGCUGUACACCCCGGGCUCUGACACGGUGCUGCGGCCUGUCUACCAUGUGCGGAGUCUGCUGCUGUGGUCAGGAGUGUACCUCCCAGAGCCUUUUUCUGCCGGGCCUCCUCCCCGAGACCUUCCACCGGCGCCCCCUCCCACCUUCCCAUUACCGAACCCCAAAGCUGAAGAGGGGCCGCACCUGAGGUUGUCCAAGACGCGCUCGUUUGAGGACCUGCCGUCAGCGACCGAGGGGGUGGCCCAGGGGGGUGGCCCAGGUGGGGGGCGACGCCUCAGCGACCCGAGCCUGCAGGGCCUGGGCCUGCGCAUCGACCGGCGCGGCUCCAUGGAAAUCAUCAGCUGCGUGUCGGACACCCCAACCGAAGAUGGCCUCCUGGCGCAAAGUGAAACGUUCGCAUGCGCCCCCUCGCGUGACUCGGGCCUCGAGGCCUCGGACCCUGACUGCGCGCCAAUAUGCAGCGGUCACGAGGCGGACCACCAUAGGAGAGAGCGCACGGCCGCCUCGGAUAUGCACGAGCACAAGCCCUUGGUGAACAAGGUUGGAUUUGAACUGGAUGCAGUGGCAAAGGCUGAUGGCUCUUUGGGGAACACGUGUUGGUGUGAUUCUGGUGUUUCUUUGCAACCGGCAGUGGGACACAAUAUGCACGGUAAAGUGAGAAAGCAAGCUUCACAUUGUGUUCAGUCUCUUAACAGGAUCAAUGUCCCACACGAGUUGCUUGGAGAGUUUUCCGCAGAGCAAGCUUCUGAAAAGCUCGACUUCGCACAGACUGUUAUCCACAGUGCUUCAUCUCCUGCCGUGAUCACGUGGAGUUCUGAGACCUGUGGUGCAGGAACAAGCCACCCACCAGACAAAAAUGGUGAUGAUGACCUCGCUUGGGUCGACGCUGAUCUGGUAAAUAGCACUGUCAACUCCCGCAAAGAGAAGAAUGAUUCUGGAAUGAGUAAUGGGCACUGUGAGAAUGUCAAUGGUAAUUCAGAUUCUGUGUCCGCUGAAAAGUCUCCAGUUCAGCCCUCUGCCUCUCAGGCUGUGGAACAAGGCAUGGUGCAAGAUAGGAAGUCCGUCAUGGAGAGCUCAACUGAGACCAUCACAGAUGAAGUACAGACAGAACAAGAACUGAGCAGUGACAACAUCUGCGGUCAGAACCGCCAGGGAGUGGUCAUAACCCGAGAUAUUCGCAGUGCACAGGUCUGCUGUCUGAUGCACAAGUUGAAGUCUGUUGAUCUGGAUGCAAAGGAUAAUUUAAGGUCCUGCAAAGGUGUUAAAUCCAAUGGGUUGAGAAGUGUAGAAAGACGAAAAGCCUGCCUAGCCUUAGGUACAGCUGGCAGCAUGAGCAAGUCUUGUAUUAAUGGGGAGCAUAAGCAAAAGCGAGGGCGGAGGCGAAAUAACUGUGGAGCUUGCAAAGGAAAGUUUGCUCUUGACCGGGCACACAGAGCAACGGAGCAGCCCAGGCGAUGCAGGGCUGGAAAGCUGUGUACUAUUUGCAGUUUGACAGAAAUUCAAGCUUUAGAGCAAAGUAAACAAGGCAUUGAGAAAGACAUUGGUACGACAGUUGCUGUUGACAUGGUGCCGUUAUCCUGUGGAAGGCAUUUGGCAGAUAUUAAAAGGAAUCGUGUACGUUCCAAGCCCAACGAUUGUUCAGGAAUGUGUCCUCAGGCCAACAGCUCUGUAGGACCGGGGCCGACUCAAUUUAGCAAUAGACAGAACCAAGGAUGUGCGGACUCGGGUUGGCCUCUAACAAAUGGUGAUGCAGAGCAGGAAAAGUGUACUGCAUCCGUUCACAUGAAAAAUACAAAUUGCGAAUCGACCAUUCCCAUUAACAGUGGACAUCAUCAGUGCACGCAUCAUAAAAUGGGUAGUAGGUGUGUUUCUGUCAACAGUAGCAUUGGGAAUGACUGGAUUCAACUUGCGGAUUAUGUGCCUCACAUGGGCACAGACAGAAGACACUCCAAUGGUGUGUGCCACCCUUCAGCUUGCAGCUCCAUUAACUCUGCCUCGGAAAAUUUCUUGUACUGCGGCUGCUCUGCACGGCAAGGUGGAGCGUUAGAAAAAAAUGCGGCGCACCCAGUCCAGCAUUGUGACAAUGUCACGCGCUGGUCCAGAGCAUCUUCAACAAUGGCAGCAAUGACAACGGUGGUUGCAUCGACCACGGCCACUGAAUCUUGGCCUGGAGAAGAGAAGCAGGAAGCUGAAGACGAGGAAGGCGAAGGGGAUCCAGAUGGCUUGCCCUGCGCACCAGACCCUGUGCAGCGCCGAUUGCUCCAGAUGGACGCUCAGCACCGCAGAGAAACGCUGCUACUUCGCCGCGCUCUGCAAGAGCUUCGGGCUCAGCUCAGCGGGAGGCAGCGGCAGCAGCUUCUGCAGGCGGAGCGGCCAAAGCUGGACAUGUCUGGUGGGCCCGACAGGAGGCAACCCGAGUGCCCUGAGGAGUUGUCUACGAUUUCGGACCUGGACAGCGAGGUGGAGUCGGGUCCGCUGUCUCAGUGCAGUACUGGGAUGGUGUCGGAGACCAGUUGGGAGCACAUCGACACGCAUGAUGGACAUCAGGUGGCAAAGCUGGUGCCAUCCCAAUGUUACAGCUGCGAGGGGCCCGUCUGGCUUCAAAGCACGGAACACUACUGCAGGGAUGAGGACCUGUCUGCCCAGUCCUGGAGCUGUGGUAAGGUCUUUUGUGCGAGCUGUUGCGACGGUCGGAUGUCCCCGCCGAGCAAGAAGCCCCUGGACGUGUGCGGGACGUGCCGUGAUGGCGUGCGGAAAGACGGAGCUCGCGUCAGCGAGUUUGAGACGCCUCAGACCGCCGCCUCCUCCAGCUGAACGCGUGUGGAACUCUUUCGAGUGCACACCUUGCACAUUUUAAUAUUGCCAAUAAAGUAAUUGCAUUUAAACUUGUAAUAUCUGUAGGACUAAUGAUAAACGUUGUUUAUAAUAAAUGCAUAUUUGCUCCAGCUAAACACGUUUGCUGUUCUGCUUAUUUAACUUUAAAACGGCGCCUAAUGGCACUUGCAAAGAAAUAGCCGACUGUGCUUUUUUUGUAACAGAAGCAGGGUGUUAUUCCUCAGGCUCUGGUGAGCUUAGCAGUUUUGGAAAGAACUAUCUCUAUUAUGAUUGUCCUAAUAAGUGUCCACAUUGCAGCUGCCUUGCGAAUGCGCACAUAAAACUUUACACGUAAACUUAGAGUUUGGCCUCUCCAGAGCGAUAACAAUUCCCAUAUUCUAUCUAAAAAUAAAUGUAACUUUUAGGGAUGACGAAAUUGGUGGGGUUAACAAGCUACUGUAACAAGGGUACGUCUAUUGUCAUGGGGAUAUAUUUUAAAAUGCCAUAGGUAAAUGAUGGGAGAAUGGCAAGAGUGUCCUGAGCAAGUGGUCCGUGAACCUGAAAAGAGCAAGGUGUUUUGUUUGUGCAGAGUAUGUGAAAUUUGUUUCUGGCCUGAGGAUUAGGAAUAAGAGUUUGCUCACUCUUGCUUCGUACCUCCAGCACUCACGCUGAGAGAGAAGGCCUCUGUACAGCCUCACACUCUCUGUUUGUAAGGUGUCAUUAAAACAAAACAAAAACUUGUGCAUCCAGCCUUAGAAACACAAGCGCAGAAUGUUUUUUUGUAAAUGGUGAAAAUGUUUGAGUAAACGCUAAAAACCUCAGUUGUACAGUGUGGAUAUGAUGGCAGCAUAUUUUGUCACAUUUGCUUAUUCCUAGUCCUGGGUAAUACUGUGCACCAAAUAGACUUUGACUUGAAGUAAAGAAAUGUAAAUGCUGUAUAUGUGGCACCUGUGAGGAGGAAGAAGGGGUGGGCGGGGGGGGGGUGGUCAGUGCCGAUUGUGAUAAAUUGUACAGAACUGCAUGUUGUGGAAUUGGCAAGCGCACCAAGAAUUGGAACAAAUUCAAAUUUGUAGUUGACAAUGCAUUGAGCAUAGUAGUUUGCACAUACGUAAGGCCUAAUUUUCAUUGGCUUAAAAUGCUUAUAAUUUAUUUGACCUUUUGUUUACAAUUUAGUGAUAUUGCAAUGCUUCAUUAUAAAAACUGUAGUGAAAUUAAUAGUUGUAUGUGGUUUCUGAACAAUGCAAACAUUUGCUGUAAUCAUUUUUAUUGACUGUUUAUUAUUGCUGCACGUUAGAACAAUCCUAAAACCACCCAAUAGGCUAUCCAGCGGAUCUAAUUAGAGUUAACCUAAAAAUACAUCAUUUCGUAAGAAACUUUUUUUCCAUUACAUAUAAGUUAUGUAUUUGCAUUCUGCAAUUGAGGUACAUUGUGCGUUAAUGGAAUUUAUUAUAAACAAUUGGUUAAAGGAUUCUACUCGAAAAUAUAUUUAAUGUUACAAUUCAUGUUGGCCUAUGUUGGGUAUAAAGUUAAUAAAUAUAUUUGGCUUUACAAUUUUUUGUAAAUGCUUGCUUUAAGCUUUUUAUCUUUUACAAUAAAAGCGUACCUAUGGUUGCAUUUGUUAAGGUGUACUAUUUAGUCUCAUAUUUCAUCGUUUUUAUUGACAGUCUUCCCAUUUGUGGCAGAAUGCAGUGUUGCUGCACCAAAAUAUAUUUACCCAGGCAACAUUCCAGUUUAAAAUUGGGUUCUGUAUCAAAUGAAACACUCCCAAAGGUUGGCCCAACCUGAAGUGAGCACCUGUGUUGAUGAAUUUUAAGCAAUGUGGUGUGAACGACCCUUGCUGACCACUGGAAUAAGUGCAAGCUACUGCACAUGUUCCGUUUCUUUAUCAGUAAUUCAGAUUAUGGUAAUAGCAUUAUUAUUAACUAACGUACAUUGAUUUGCUCUUUGUUUUCUCUCCUUUAAUCUGAACCAAUUUCUGUGCCACUAAUGGCAGUAUUCAACCCAUUUUAAUAAAACGGUAUCUUUGGUUGUAAUAUGCAACUUAUUGCCAGUCUGGUUGAAUGAAGUAUGUGCACCUGUUUAAGUUCUAUGUAAAUUACUAUCCUCGUAUUACUCCGAGCGCUCUUAGAUUCCAGUCGAGUCCAAUUUCAGUUAUGAUUUGUGUAGCAAAUUCCUAUUUAUUCAUUUUUAAUAUUCGCUUAACCAGUAAAUGUUAUUCAAUAACAAAAAAAUUUGCUCUACUCUAUUACUUGGUUAUAACCUAGUAUAGCUAGUAUAACAUACCCCUGUAUUGCAUUUACAGUGCAUGCAAUGUCAAGACUACAAGGCUGGCUUUGCACCCACAUUCUAUUAUUUUAAAUUCAAUUUACUGUCGCUCACAAUUGAAAAAAGUUUAUUCCUUGCUAAAUUAAAAUAAGUAACUGAAUGAUGAAAGUCAAUAUUUACACUGGAAAUUCUAGAACUUUAGUAUUAAAAUCAUGUUAAGGAUUACUUUUGCAAUUGAAUGUGCUGUACAAGUUUAAAUACUUUAACUCUAGCUAAUGGUAAAUUAGGUCUGCUGACAAACAACAAUUUAUUUUGUCCUAUUUGCAUUUUCGUUUGUAAUCAGUUGGAUUCGGCUGUAUACAACAUUUCUCCACAAUUCAUAAAGUACACGGGUUGAUUUGCUGCCGGAAAUGUAGGUACAUGAUACAUUCUGUAUCCAUAAACAUUAAAAAAAACAAAUGUAAGCAUACAAAUAAGUAAUAAAAUGCAGCAGCGAAUCUUAAAUGCCUUGGUAAAAUAUACUUUACAUGCAUUUACACUUUCUGAAUGUUCUAUUGUGUUUUUUUUUGUCCCAGUGCUUUGGACACCAUACUCUGUUAAUGGUAAAUUGUUUCCUGUCUUCAGUAUGGAGAAAUGUGUCUUCUUUGUUUAAAAAGACGAAAAAAAUUACACGAUAUGAAAUAAAGCCUGUAUAUUUUGAUCCUUAGCCAUGCCCCAGGCUGGUGUGUAAGAGAAUGUGAAAUAUGAAUUUUGUUUUGUAAUUUGUGAUUUCAGUUUGAAACAGAGUUGGUGCUCUUGUUUUGAUGCUUUGGAAGUGGCUGCUAUGUAAGAAUAAACACAAACAGGAAAAAAGGCUAACAAUUGGAAUUGAAGGUUUGUACUACUAAAUAAAAAAGGAAUAAAACAUCACUUUGCAUAUGG